Messenger RNA from Sitodiplosis mosellana (orange wheat blossom midge), 1201 nucleotides. RefSeq lists its product as uncharacterized. Gene Ontology annotation, molecular function: L-galactose dehydrogenase activity. The record is from RefSeq and is a predicted model, not a curated record. NCBI's taxonomy places the organism in Eukaryota, Metazoa, Arthropoda, Insecta, Diptera, Cecidomyiidae. The transcript is spliced from 5 exons. Gene Ontology annotation, cellular component: cytosol. Bases 144 to 1178 code for a protein of 344 amino acids.
CCAGUUGAUGCUAUGCUUCUACUUAUAAAUUGAAUGCGUUGGGUUCUGUAUAAAUAAGUUGAUGCUGACACUUCAUUGAAAGCAAUCCAAAAUCUUCUGCGUAGUCGCCUGAUUUUAUUGUUUUGGUAUAAAUAAAUAACACAAUGGCCGGUUUGCCACCUACCUUUGUCAAAGGUUUUCAUGAUGAAGAAGUCGUACGGAAAAUGAACUACACCCAACUUGGUAAAACCGAUUUGUUUGUGUCCAGGCUGUCAAUUGGCGGUGGAACUCUUGCCCCUUAUUACGGAAAUGACAGUGAAGAGGAGGCGAUUCGCGCGUUCCACUAUGCUCUCAAAUCGGGUGUAAAUUAUAUCGACACAGCUCCAUAUUAUGGCCAGGGACGAUCGGAAAAAAUCAUUGGAAAAGCACUCAAAGGCAUUCCACGUGAAGCAUAUUACAUUGCAACAAAAGUUGCUCGUUACAAUAUGGGCGACACGGUUGAUGCGCAAUUUGAUUUUUCAGCGAAGAAAACCAAAGAAUCAAUUGAUCAAAGUUUAAGCUAUUUAGGCUUGGAUUCAGUUGACAUAAUACAGAUUCACGACGUUGAAUUCGCCGACAAUUUAGAUAUUGUUGUUAAUGAAACACUGCCAGCUGUUGAGGAGGCACGAAAACAAGGAAAAACACGUUACAUCGGCUACAGUGGAUAUCCACUUCAACCACUCAAAGAACUUAUUCUAAAAGCACCUGGUCGAUUUGAUACGGUUUUGUGCUACUCCCGAUACACGUUGCUUGACGAUUCUUUACUGGAAUACGUUCCAUUCUUUCUGGAACAAGGUUUGGGAUUGAUUUGUGCUGCUAGUGUUGCAAUGGGCCUACUCACAAACGAUGGUCCACGUCCAUGGCACGUAGCACCCGAUGAAAUAAAAAAACAGGCUCGUUUGUGCAGUGAUUACUGCAUAUCGCAAGGAGUCGAAUUGGGAAAAUUGGCCAUGUCGUAUGCAGCCGAACUAAAGGGGCCUGCAACAUUUUUGGUCGGAAUGGCAACUAUAGAUAUUGUCGAUAUUAAUUUGGACUCUUUCUGGAAUGGCUUGACUCCAAAGGAAAAGGAAGUAUUGGACUACUGUUUGAAAAAUUUUUGCGUCAAGAAAGGCCAAUGGGAAGGUUUAGAAUUGGCAAAACUCAGGGCCGCCAGAAAAUAGUAUCAUAAUAUAAAUGUAAUCUU